Siniperca chuatsi (mandarin fish) is the source of this 2782-nucleotide messenger RNA. Its product is annotated as pre-mRNA-splicing factor ATP-dependent RNA helicase DHX15-like. The record is from RefSeq and is a predicted model, not a curated record. Gene Ontology annotation, molecular function: RNA helicase activity; RNA binding; ATP binding. Gene Ontology annotation, cellular component: intracellular anatomical structure; spliceosomal complex. NCBI's taxonomy places the organism in Eukaryota, Metazoa, Chordata, Actinopteri, Centrarchiformes, Sinipercidae. Bases 237 to 2456 code for a protein of 739 amino acids. The transcript is spliced from 14 exons.
CAACAGUAGAGCCUGUGUGUGCGUUGUUUGGCGGGCGCAUCCUCAUCCCCCGACCCGACCGAGAGGCAGCGGACCUCCUGCAUCCCUAAACCACUGCAUUGUAUCUGCAGGCACUGCUAUAGGCUUUCAUGGGCAACAUCAUGCGCAGGGCUCAGUAACGCCGGGACCUUUCCUAUUCAACGUGCUCGCUUGGUGUCACAGUAAAUCGCGGCUUUCGAAUCAUUUUGUAAAGGAUAAUGAUGAGGCGUGACCGCGACAGGGACAGAGACCGCGAAGAACGGUCGCGGGACAGGGACCGUGACCGGGAUCGAGACCGUGACAGGGACCGAGAUGUGAAGUCAUCCGGGGUGCCCACCAUCCCAGCUGCAGGCGGUGGAGGCUUCCUUAAGCAAACCCCUUUUCAGCAGCAGAUCAACCCCUUCACCAACCUGCCCCACACGCCACGCUACUAUGAGAUCAUGAAGAAGCGGCUGCAGCUGCCUGUCUGGGAGUACAGAGAGAGCUUCACUGGCAUCCUGAUGCGUAACCAGUCUUUUGUGCUGGUGGGAGAGACGGGCUCUGGAAAGACAACACAGAUCCCUCAGUGGUGUGUGGACAUGGUGCGGUCAAUGCCGGGACCAAAGAGAGCAGUGGCCUGCACCCAGCCCAGGAGGGUGGCGGCCAUGAGCGUCGCCCAGAGGGUUGCUGAUGAGAUGGAUGUCAUGCUGGGCCAAGAGGUGGGCUACUCCAUCAGGUUUGAGGACUGCAGCUCUGCCAAGACGGUACUCAAGUACAUGACAGAUGGAAUGUUGCUGCGGGAGGCCAUGAAUGAUCCUCUGCUUGAGCGCUAUGGUGUCAUCAUCCUGGACGAGGCACACGAACGCACAUUAGCUACAGAUAUCCUCAUGGGGGUCCUCAAGGAGGUGGUCCGCCAGAGGCCUGACCUCAAGGUCAUCGUGAUGAGUGCCACGCUCGAUGCCGGUAAGUUCCAGGUGUACUUUGACAACUGCCCACUGCUGACCAUCCCCGGACGCACACACCCUGUGGAGAUUUUCUACACGCCGGAACCGGAGCGGGACUACCUGGAGGCGGCCAUCCGCACUGUGAUCCAGAUCCACAUGUGUGAGGUGGAUGAAGGGGACGUUUUGCUCUUCCUCACUGGACAAGAGGAAAUUGACGAAGCCUGCAAGCGAAUCAAGAGGGAGGUCGACGACCUGGGGCCCGAAGUCGGUGAUAUCAAAAUCAUCCCACUGUACUCCACAUUGCCUCCACAGCAGCAGCAGAGGAUCUUUGAGCCGCCCCCACCCAAUAAACCAAAUGGUGCCAUCGGACGGAAGGUUGUCGUGUCAACAAACAUAGCCGAGACGUCCCUGACCAUCGACGGUGUGGUGUUUGUAAUUGAUCCCGGAUUUGCCAAGCAAAAGGUGUAUAACCCACGUAUCAGAGUGGAAUCCCUUUUGGUUACAGCCAUCAGCAAGGCUUCAGCUCAGCAGAGAGCAGGUCGUGCUGGACGGACAUGCCCAGGAAAGUGUUUCCGCCUUUACACAGAGAAAGCUUACAAGACAGAAAUGCAGGACAACACGUAUCCAGAGAUUCUGAGGUCUAAUCUGGGCUCUGUGGUGCUGCAGCUGAAGAAACUGGGUAUUGAUGACCUGGUGCACUUUGACUUCAUGGACCCACCAGCCCCAGAGACCCUGAUGCGAGCCCUGGAGUUGCUGAACUGCCUGGCAGCUCUCAAUGACGACGGUGACCUGACGGAGUUGGGCUCCAUGAUGGCAGAGUUCCCCCUGGACCCCCAGCUGGCCAAGAUGGUCAUCGCCAGCUGUGAAUUCAACUGUUCAAACGAGGUCCUCUCCAUCACUGCCAUGUUGUCAGUCCCACAGUGCUUCGUCCGACCCACGGAGGCUAAGAAGGUGGCUGACGAGUCCAAGAUGCGCUUUGCCCACAUCGACGGAGACCACAUGACGAUGCUCAACGUCUACCACGCCUUUAAACAAAACCACGAGUCCACUCAGUGGUGCUAUGACAAUUUCGUCAACUACCGCUCGCUGAUGUCAGCAGACAACGUACGCCAGCAGUUGUCCAGGAUUAUGGACCGCUUCAACCUGCCGCGGCGGAGCACUGAGUUUAGCAGCAGAGACUACUACACCAACAUCCGCCGCGCGCUGGUCACUGGCUUCUUCAUGCAGAUCGCCCACCUGGAGCGCACCGGCCAUUACCUGACAGUAAAGGACAACCAAGUCGUUCAGCUGCACCCCUCCACUGUGCUGGACCACAAGCCAGAGUGGGUGCUGUAUAAUGAGUUUGUGCUCACCACCAAGAAUUACAUUCGCACGUGCACUGACAUCAAACCAGAGUGGCUGGUGAAAAUUGCCCCGCAGUACUAUGAGAUGAGUAACUUCCCCCAGUGUGAAGCAAAGAGACAGUUGGAGCGUAUCAUUGCAAAACUCUCAUCCAAGGAAUACAGUCAGUACUAAGAAGGUCUGCAUGUGCUGCAAAGGCAUCCUCGGUAUCUGUACAAAGGAAAAUCUGAACUCAUUUGAGUGGUCUUUUGUUUUUUUUUCACCAACAACCUAAUUUUAAAUUCUAUUUUUGUCUCACUGUGUUUAAUGUGUUGUGAUGAUUGGUGAAUUGUGUCCCGUUACCUUUUGAGGGCCAUCUUGUGUCAUUUUUUUGAAGCCAAGAUGGUAAGCACUAGUAGAAAUGGACUGUAAAUGAUUGGUUAUCAGGAAUUUAACUAUUUCUGUUUGAAGCAUGAUGUAAAUUUCAACAUUCCAAUUAAAAACAUCCAUACUAAGUCACA